This is a messenger RNA of Drosophila innubila, 2869 nucleotides long. It is a transcript of the gene VGAT, whose product is annotated as vesicular inhibitory amino acid transporter. Gene Ontology annotation, biological process: amino acid transmembrane transport. Gene Ontology annotation, cellular component: vacuolar membrane. The transcript is spliced from 2 exons. Lineage: Eukaryota; Metazoa; Arthropoda; Insecta; Diptera; Drosophilidae. The record is from RefSeq and is a predicted model, not a curated record. Gene Ontology annotation, molecular function: amino acid transmembrane transporter activity. Bases 545 to 2194 code for a protein of 549 amino acids.
CUGCGCUGCUCUGCUGGGCUGAAGGAUUUCAUCCCAAAACGUUACAUAAAUUUUUAAUAAUAAUUUUUCAAAUAAUUCCACAUAUUUUCGGGUAAACACUUUAAAAGAGAUGCAAUCGCUGGAGCUACAACAAAUUCACAGUUCCAGUUAAGCUAAGUGAGCAAAGAUGUGCAUAGAACUGAAAAAGGGAAACGUUUAGAGCGCCAUUUGUGCGCUGCAAAAGAACAUUUUUUAGCAGAGAAAAAAGAAAAUUUCAAGAAAAUUAAUCAUUGUGUUCAGUUACUAAUUGAUUGUUAAUUAAUGUUCUUUAAGUUAAUUUUAUGAAAACCAAAAAAAAAACCAGACUAUUAACGAAAUUCGACAACAUCUCAACAUUCUGCAAAAUCGAUAAGCUUCAGCAUCAGCAUAAAAAGCGUACAAUUCGGACUUCUUGAUAGUCAAAAAGGGGCCGCCGUCAUCCACCCACCACCACAACUAAAACCACCAUCAGCAUCCACAUCCACAUCAAUUUGUAAACCACCCCACCAGUUGUAAAGCUAUCAACAUGUCAUUCAUAACGAAAUUGAAAGCAACGCCAUUGCCACCAUUGAAGAACAUACUCAAUGUGGCCAUGCAAACGGCCAGACAGCAAAUUCCAGAGCGCAAGGAUUACCAGCAGCCGCCCGGUACAAGUAUCCCACAGCAGGGUCAAGGUCAACAGGCCAUGUUUCCACCAACCGAUGUAGAUGGCCCUGUCGAUGGCAGCAAUCAGCCCACAGAGAUGAGCUCGAAUCCCUUUCGAAAUGCCGGCGGUUGGUCAAAUGAGGAUCCUGAGGGUGAUUAUAAAACCGAAUACCAAAGCACAUCCUUUGUGGGCAAUGAAUAUGAUGGCAGAUACCAGCAAACCGAUGGCUUCAGACAGGGCAGCGUUGCAUCUGAGGGCAGCUCAUUCGUUUGCGAGGGUGAAGGUGGCGGCGGCUCAAAGAUCGACGAGUUCCAGGCGGGAUGGAACGUAACAAAUGCUAUUCAAGGAAUGUUCAUCGUAUCUCUACCAUUUGCGGUACUUCAUGGAGGAUACUGGGCCAUCAUUGCGAUGGUGGGCAUUGCCCACAUAUGCUGCUACACGGGAAAGGUGCUGGUGCAGUGCCUCUACGAGCCGGAUCCGAGUACGGGUCAAAUGGUGCGUGUACGGGACAGUUAUGUGGCCAUUGCCAAGGUAUGCUUUGGUCCCAAGCUGGGUGCACGUGCCGUUAGUGUUGCCCAACUUAUCGAACUCCUGAUGACCUGCAUUUUGUAUGUGGUUGUCUGUGGCGAUCUCCUGGCCGGAACUUAUCCGCAGGGUUCGUUUGAUUCACGCUCUUGGAUGCUCUUCGUGGGCAUCUUUUUGCUGCCCAUGGGCUUUCUCAAGUCCCUGAAAAUGGUGUCCACUCUGUCCUUCUGGUGUACCAUGGCACACAUUGUGAUUAACGCGGUAAUUCUCGGCUACUGUCUACUGCAGAUCGGCGAUUGGGGCUGGUCCAAGGUCCGGUGGAGCAUUGAUAUGGAGAACUUUCCCAUUUCACUGGGCGUAAUCGUGUUCUCCUACACAUCUCAGAUAUUUUUACCAACCCUCGAGGGUAAUAUGAUAGAUCGUUCAAAAUUCAAUUGGAUGUUGGACUGGUCGCACAUAGCCGCUGCGAUUUUCAAGGCAGGCUUCGGUUACAUUUGCUUUCUCACCUUCCAGAAUGAUACACAGCAGGUGAUAACCAAUAAUUUACACUCCCAGGGAUUUAAGGGAAUGGUCAACUUCUUUCUGGUUAUCAAGGCCAUUCUUAGUUACCCAUUGCCAUACUAUGCUGCCUGCGAGCUUCUGGAACGCAACUUUUUCCGUGGCCCGCCAAAAACCAAAUUCCCGACCAUCUGGAAUCUUGAUGGUGAGCUGAAAGUUUGGGGCCUGGGCUUCCGUGUGGGCGUUAUUGUAACGACAAUUCUUAUGGCCAUAUUCAUACCACACUUUUCGAUAUUGAUGGGCUUUAUUGGCAGCUUCACGGGUACCAUGCUAAGCUUUAUUUGGCCCUGUUACUUCCACAUCAAGAUCAAAGGUCAUUUGCUCGAUCAAAAAGAAAUAGCUAAAGACUACCUCAUAAUAGGGCUAGGCGUACUUUUCGGCGUUAUUGGCAUCUAUGACUCUGGCAAUGCCCUAAUUAAUGCAUUCGAGAUCGGUCUUCCAUUUUAAACAAAACUUUUCCAUUGUUACCAAACCGUUUAUUUAUACUUACUUACUUAGUUAUAAAAUGGUCUAAUCGAACUGGGUUCUGCGAAUACCUAGCUAAACAUAUAUUGUUGGGUUUGUGGCCUGCAUUUUUUGACAAUAUAACAUAAAAAGUCUUCCGUAAACUAUAUAGUUAUUAUUAAUGUUAUAUCAUAUGCCAAGGAUGCAGGUCAUGAUAAAGUUAAAGAAAUGUAAUGAAAGAACAAUAAUCUUAGUUUAUAAGAAAUGAAACGCAAGUCUUCCAAAACAAGCGAACAAAUGUCUUCCAAACACACAUAAAAAUCCUAAGCUAAUUUAAGUAACGAUUAUAUACAUAAAAGAACGAGUAUUUAAAGAGAUAAUUGAUAUUUAUUGUAUGAACGCAUAUUAUAUAUAUACACUAGCAUAUGUAUAGAGGGAAAUCUCAAAAAAAAAAAAAAAAACAAUAAACCAUUAUACAAACGUAUGUAAGUCUAUUACCAAAUAGAUAGAACUCAUUGUUUAUUUAUAUACCAGUAUAUAUACAUAUACAUAGUUGAAUGCGUUUUUUUAAACGAUUAAUUAUAAAGUUACUGUACUUAUACCAAUGAUAAUAAUAGCCUUUAAAAACGACACUAGCAUCUUUUAAAAUUCUCAAUAAAAACAUCAUCUCACGUUGAA